CAAAAACUCAUUUUUAGUAUUUUACAUUCUUCUCUCUCUGCUUCUUCUGUUUUCCUGUUUUUAAGGUUUCGUUGUUUCAACAAUGAGCACAAACACAAAACAUAGUUACAAACUCUCUGUCAAAAAAGCCACAAGAAGAACAAGAAGAAGAAGAAGCUUCAAAAAUACCACUUUGGUUCAAAUGGAAGGAAAAUGCAAGUCAAAUAAGCUGUCACAAAAGCUGAAAGCACUUAAGAAUUUAAUCCCUUCUCAAAAUGAAGAUGAAGUGAAGCCUGAUCAGUUGUUUAAGGAAACUGCUGAUUACAUAGUUUUUUUAAGGACAAGGGUUUUGAUUCUUCAGAAGUUGGUUGAGUUUUAUGGAAACAAUAACAAUGAGAAUGAAAAUGUUGUAUUGUUAUAGCUAGAUUAAUUCACUCUACUCCAUGGUUAUUUUUAUAAUUUUUUUUUUUUAUAAUUUGUUUAAAUGUUUUGUUUAAUUGUCUUUUUAAUGAUGAAGAAUUAUGAGACAAGAUCUUUGUUCUAGUAGUGUUUUAUUUUUAUUUUUUUAUUUUUAUUAUAUUUGGUUAGAGAGAAAAUUGGAUGGAAGAAAUUGAGAAGUAAAAAGAUUGGAAAUUUUUGUAAAGAAAAUCCAAUGCAUGUAACACUUUUUUUUGUUUAGUUGCAAUAUUAUAAUUGCCAUUGAAUGAUU
Molecule: messenger RNA, 688 nt
Organism: Cicer arietinum (chickpea)
Lineage: Eukaryota; Viridiplantae; Streptophyta; Magnoliopsida; Fabales; Fabaceae
Biological process (GO): regulation of DNA-templated transcription
Molecular function (GO): protein dimerization activity
Source: RefSeq, a predicted model, not a curated record